Messenger RNA from Schistosoma mattheei, 495 nucleotides. The record is from the annotation of a GenBank genome assembly. NCBI's taxonomy places the organism in Eukaryota, Metazoa, Platyhelminthes, Trematoda, Strigeidida, Schistosomatidae.
AUGGUUGUAAAAUUUGAUGAUCAAGAGAGCACAAAACCAACAUCGAAAGCAUUUCUAGAAAUAUUCUUCGCAAUCGACAAAGACCGUGAUGAAGAAAUUACAAAGGGUCAACUAAAGAGAUAUUUUGAAACUAAUCGUCGAGAUGAUGACCUAAUUGAGAAUUGGAUGAAGUUAUUUCAAUUAAGAAAGACUAAUCGUCUCAGUCUAGAAGAUAUUUGUGAACAUCUACAAUUAAAUAUUGGAGAUGUUCGUCAACAAAGAAGUACACAACUAAAAUCAGCCGAAAAUUCAUUAUCAUCCUACACUGAUAAUCAACGGGUACUUGGAAAUGAUGUACAGGUGAUCGUUGAUCAGAUGCCAAUGGAUAUGAAAUUAAAAAUUACAAAUGAAUUUAGAAAACUAAUCACAGAUAAUGUUGAUUUCAAUGGACUAAAAUUAACAGAAUAUAUGAAACAGUUUAUGGAUAAAAUUUUUCUUCAUCUUGGGUUGUGCUAA